This is a messenger RNA of Pochonia chlamydosporia 170, 1491 nucleotides long. RefSeq names its product peptidase family m13 domain-containing protein. The coding region runs from base 1 to 1491 and encodes 496 amino acids. Gene Ontology annotation, biological process: proteolysis. The record is from RefSeq and is a predicted model, not a curated record. The transcript is spliced from 6 exons. Lineage: Eukaryota; Fungi; Ascomycota; Sordariomycetes; Hypocreales; Clavicipitaceae.
AUGUCUGUUCCGGAGGAGGUACUGGCGAUUAGACCGGAUGAGUCAAAGGAUGAUGCCGCGGAGAAGGAUUCCAAGAAGGAUGACCGCGACGACAAAAAUCACACCGGAAGCACAAACUCCAACAGCACAACGCCCAUCUCCUGGAACAAUCAGACCAAGUCCGGCCCCUGGACAACCCGCCUCCCCUUCACAAACUCAACGUACAACAUGACACUAUCCCCUAAAACCGCAACACAAACCCACCUAUGGUCCCUGGCACGGGACUACUACAAAGGGUGCAUGAACGACAACGACACAGAAGCAAACUACGGCGUCCUCCUCUCCCUGCUGGAGGAAGUGAGAGGUCCCUUCAGCUGGUACGACCGCAUGAACUUGUCUUCGAGGGGCGAAUCCCAAAACAGGGGCAAGUUGCGCUUGAAUACGACGGCUCCGGUGAGCUCUGAAGAUACACCAAGGGUGGUUGCCGCAAUAAUGAAUCUAGGUCGAUAUGGGAUAUUUCCCAUCUACAAAUUUGGCCUGGGGGCUUCAUACUCUGAUCCGACGCGAGUGCGGCUUAUUAUGGCACCGCAUUAUAGAACAGGGCUGGAGGAUCCGAGUUUGUAUAAGCUCCCCGGCUUGCUGACGCAGUAUGAACGAAUGCUUGAGAUUAUUAUCCCAAAGUUACAUGGUGCGCAUACCCCCGAGAUACAAGACCUGUUCAACCUUCCGAGGAAUAUAAUUGCUUUGGAGAAGAAACUUCACACGAUAUUGCCUACUGCGGAAGACUGGCGGAAUCUAACGGAUCACGUUUUUGUCAUCCGCGCUGAUGCCUUGAGGGCAUAUUCCUGGCUACUUCGAUUCGAUGAGAUUCUGCGAGCAAGAGCACCGCAGAUGGAUGAGGCGCCAGAGGUGGAUGUUUUGUUUCCCCAUACGCUGCAUGAGUUCUGGACAGUUUUCGAGACGGCUUCCAAGGAGAUGCUGAGGACGUAUAUUCUGUGGCAGACGUUCUUGCAGACGGUUGACUUGUGGGACAUGCCGUGGGCAAAGGAGUGGAAGGCUUUUACUUACACUCACCUGGAAGUGAUUAAACCUGCUCCUCGUCGGGAUGAGUACUGCGUCGGCAGGGUCCAGAGACACUUUAGCCAUGCCAUAGGGGCGACGUUGAUGAAUGAUGUGUUUCCUGAGAAGGAUGGCCGGGACCCUGUCUUUAGAGUAGGGGAUAUCCUGGCACGAGUUGGACAUGCUGACGGGUGCCCUCAUAACAUUUCCCAAACUUCUCUCACCAACAUCUACAAAGGUGCGGGUGUUUCUGGUGGCAAACCUGGCCCUAAUCCACUACCCCAAGAACCCAUUGGUGUGGCGAGGUUAACGGCUCACGAGAAUUGGACUCAUUUACAUGACUGGUUCGAGCUUGAGAAACUACACUGGCAAAGGCAAUGGGCGGAUCUUGGCCACUCGUCGGACGAACACAAGUGCCGUAAUCUGGGCAUGAGCUUCAAGGUUGUAGCAUAG